Molecule: messenger RNA, 2909 nt
Organism: Branchiostoma floridae (Florida lancelet)
Lineage: Eukaryota; Metazoa; Chordata; Leptocardii; Amphioxiformes; Branchiostomatidae
Exons: 15
Coding region: 177-2909 (910 amino acids)
Molecular function (GO): calcium ion binding; protein binding
Source: RefSeq, a predicted model, not a curated record
UGGUAAAUAUUUGUUUAUUUCCUGGUUCCGGCGGGACUAUCUUCUGCGGAAGUUUCCUGGUUGCGCAGUGAGACAGUCAAAGCGGAAGUGCGAGGCGGCUGGGUUGAUUUUUAGCGGAAGAAGUAUCACUUUGGGUCGAAAAGACGGACAUUUUAGUCGGAUUUCUGCUUCCGAAGAUGGCUCCCUGGCCGGGAGCGACGGUUCUAGCCAUCCUCGGCAUCUUCUUGACCGGCGGACAGGUCUUAGCCCAGGACUGUGCUGAUCUAUAUGAUAAUGGCCAAAGAGAGGAUGGUGUCUUCCCUAUUGGUACCCCUGCCUUCAAUGCUCUUUGUGAUAUGACCUAUGGAGGUGGUGGCUGGACUGUUAUACAGAAGAGACAAAGCGGUACCCCAGCUUUUGACAAAACAUGGUACGAGUAUGUGAAUGGAUUUGGCUCUGUAUAUACUGAAGACUUUUGGCUGGGUCUGGACAGGAUCCACCAACUCACUUCACAGAAAGCGUAUAAACUUGUGGUCAUAUUAGAAGACUGGACAAACACAGUUGCACAUGCAGAGUACUCCCAGUUUGCGGUCGGUGAUGCCACCAGUAAGUACACUCUACAGAUAGGAGGCUAUGCUGGGACUACUGGGGACAGUUUCACUACUUCCAAUGGGAUGAAGUUCUCAACAAAGGAUCAGGACAAUGACAAUGCAACUGUUAGCUGUGCAAACUACAACGGAAGGGGCGGUUGGUGGUAUCCUACGUCAUGUGGCCAGGGCACGUUAAAUGGUUACUAUCUAACCGACUGCAAAGAGGAUCCAAGCAACCCCGUAGCAUGUGAGAAACAAGGACUGAUCUGGGCUUCAUGGAGAGGAUCAAACUACUCACUCCAGAAGAGCACCAUGAUGAUCAAGCCAGCCCUGCCUAUUGAGGCAUGUGGUGAUGGUUUCUAUGGUGCGAGCUGCAGAGAGUGUGGACAGUGUGCUAACGGUGAUUUCUGUGACAAAACCAAUGGGUACUGUCCUGACUCCAGCCCCCGCUGUGCCCCAGGGUAUAUGGGUAUACGAUGUCAAAGAGCAUGUGGUGAUGGUUAUUAUGGUGAUGGCUGCAGACAACAGUGUGGACACUGUGCUAACAGUGCUGUCUGUAACAAGAUUUCUGGGUACUGUCCCUACAACACUCCCCGCUGUGCCCCUGGGUAUACGGGUAUACUAUGUCAAACAGCAUGUGGUGAUGGUUACUAUGGUGAAGACUGUAAACAGAACUGCGGACAUUGUGCUAACGGCGGUGUCUGCUCCAAGACUUUUGGGUUCUGUCCUUAUGGCACUGGACCUCAUUGUACUCCUGGGUACCAAGGUGGACAGUGUCAAACAGUUUGUGAUGAGGGGAAGUUUGGCCCUGACUGUACCGGGACCUGCCACUGUUACUUACCCGAUGAAUGUAGCCUUGAAGAUGGGAGAUGUCUGUUUGGAGGGUGUGAGGCUGGGUGGAAAGGGCAGUCCUGUCAGGAGGAUGUUGACGAGUGUCUGAGUCAGCCGUGUAAGAACGGAGCUGCAUGUGUGAACACCCCACCUGCAGGCAGCGCUACCUACACCUGUAACUGCACACCUGGAUGGACUGGAGCUAACUGUGAUCAAGAUGUAGAUGAGUGCCAGUCGAACCCCUGCACAGGAGGAACCUGUGUGGACAGACAGAACGGUUACAUGUGUACCUGUAGUGAUGGGAACAUCGGUGCCCACUGUGACAUAGAUCCAGCCAUGUUGGUACCAGGUGACCUCGAGGCUUUCACUGCCAGUGGUUCCUGUGGGAAAGGACGGUUGACCCUGCGCUGGAAUCCACCUGCCCAACACCAAGCUGAAGUUACAGGCUACGACAUCAGCUACAGACUCGCUGGUACAGGAGACUUGCCACAAGUCAUCAGUAAUGCCACAACUGGGACCACGUAUGUGGUGCAAGAUCUGCAGUCCUACACAUCGUAUGAGGUCUCAGUGAGAGCUCUGGUCACCAACGGUGUGGGUGCCUGGCAUCCAUGGGUCACCAAACGGACAAAUUCUGGAUAUCCUACACCAGUCAGGUCUCUGCAACUUACCAACAUCUCUUCAACCAUCCUUGUUGCCACCUGGGUGGAGCCAGAAGCACUGAAUGGAGAGUUGUACAAGUACGAAGUGGAACUAUUUAGAGGUUAUAUAAAGGUGGCUGAUAACAGUCUGGGUUCUGGUGACACCCUGCAAGUGAGAUACCAGGGUUUGGUUCCAGCAACAAAAUACACUGUCAGAGUGGUUCCAUAUAACCUUGGUCCGUGUAGGGGAUUUGAAAGUAGAGCCAACAGCACAACCAGUGAUGGACUACCCAGUGCUCCUAGAGGAGUGCAUCUCUCCACCAGUCAUAUGGCAUGUGUGCUACAUUGGGAAACACCAGAGACUCCAAAUGGCACCAUCAUCAAAUACACCGUGCACCUGACUGCCAUUUGGAUAGAUGCGCCCCCUGGCGCCCAAGCCGUGGAGUACAGCCAGGACCAUUUCAACCCGUUUGUGAGAAUGGGAACGUUCCCCAUGAAGUACCUGACUCCAAACUCCAGGUACAGGUUCAACAUGACGGCAUCCACCUAUGCUGGGAUGGGGGAGUUCAGCAACUACACACCCAGCACCAAUAUGUGUGAGGUUCCGCCUGGGAAGCCCAGAAUGCCCGCCCCUCCAGCGAUGCCGCAGGUGGCUGAGGUCAUCAAACAUGACGGCUAUCCCAUCACCCUCUCUCAGGUGUCGGAGAGGACAGGACCUGUGGAGUGUCAGCAGGUGCUUGUGCUGGAGAUGACAGAGGAAAUGUCACUACAGACACUUCCACCUGCAGACCAGCUCAAGGUGGUGUCUCAACAGGAAGCUACAUCAGGCAACAAUCUGACUGCCUAUGUGGCCCUGGCUUUCCGAAGGUGA